This is a messenger RNA of Daldinia vernicosa, 1912 nucleotides long. RefSeq names its product MFS general substrate transporter. Bases 284 to 1897 code for a protein of 537 amino acids. Gene Ontology annotation, cellular component: membrane. Gene Ontology annotation, biological process: transmembrane transport. Gene Ontology annotation, molecular function: transmembrane transporter activity. The transcript has 9 exons. The record is from RefSeq and is a predicted model, not a curated record. NCBI's taxonomy places the organism in Eukaryota, Fungi, Ascomycota, Sordariomycetes, Xylariales, Hypoxylaceae.
UUAAUGACUAAAUGAUGAGGUUGGAGGACUCGUCGGAGAUAUUUUGGUUACCUAUUUUAGGAAUGACGAGUCCAGCUCUUUAUUCCUUUAUUGUCGUGUACGAUAUUGCCCUUUUGUUAGUUGAUAACGUAGCGAACGCCAAUAAAGAUCAUCAACCCGAGGUUGCUUUACUAUUGCUCCGCUGAUCCGAAAUCGCUAUUAAUUAACGUGAAGCCGGGAAACGCAUCCCCGGCGCCGGCUCGUCCCGUAGUUGGUGUAAUAAGUAGUAGUAUAGCUUUCCGGCAUGGACAAACUUCCGAUCGACUCGGAGAAGCCCGAGGAGACCGAUUCCCAACCGGGCACCGGAUCGGUCAGCAGAGAAGAGUCUAUCGCGGAGCCUGACAUAUCUCGUGUACGCUCAUCUGUCGUCCGUGUACGAUCAAAUAACGGACAUGGGUGUGCCGAUUUAGAAGAAGGCGACGCGACUGAUGGCACAAUCACACCUGCCCAGCGUCAGAUUGAAAAGGAUCCCUUCGAGGUAUCCUGGGACGGCGACGAUGAUCCCUUGUGUCCUCGAAGCAUGCCUACUGCUCGAAAAUGGCUUGCUGUAAUAACUGUUGGCAUGGGAAGUCUUUGCGUCACAUGUACGAGUUCUAUUUACGCGUCAACGUAUAGUCAGAUGAAUCCAGAGUUCCACGUGUCGAGUAUUGUUGGCACUCUUGGGCUAUCGCUUUUCGUCCUCGGUAUUGCCCUUGGGCCCCUUCUCAUGAGCCCAAUGAGUGAGUUCAUCGGAAGGCGGCCGAUCUAUAUUGCCUCGUGGGCCAUGUUUCUGAUAUGGUUAAUACCAAGUGCCGUGGCGCGUAACAUCGCGACCAUGCUAGUGGCGCGAUUUAUCGACGGUUUCGCCGGAAGUUCAUUCCUCAGCGUCGCUGGUGGUACAGUCAGCGAUAUAUUCAGGCGAGACCAGAUCCAGGCGCCAAUGGUUAUAGUAUCUUUAAGCCCCUUUAUCGGUCCUAGCUUGGGUCCUCUACUCGGUGGAUUUAUCAACUACUACACAAAUUGGAGGUGGACGUACUACGCGCUGAUCAUCUGGGCUUUCCUUGAGUUAGUCAUGAUUGUCAUUUUCGCACCAGAGACAUACCAUCCCAUCAGGCUCCGCGAGAAAGCUAGAAAACUAAGAAAAGAGACCGGCGAUGACCGAUGGAAGUCACCGAUGGAGAAAUCGACCAAGUCUGUAGUAGUGACUAUUGGAUAUUCCCUCCUGCGACCAUUUGAGUUGCUGAUAUUCGAGCCAAUGUGUCUAUUGCUCUGCCUAUUCUCUGCCAUCUUGUUAGGAGUCUUAUACCUGUUCUUCGGGGCGUUUCCCCUAGUCUUUGGUAAUACCUACGGUUUCAACCUUUGGCAAACCGGUCUGAGUUUCCUCGGAAUCUUUGUGGGAAUGAUCAUUGCCGCUGCAACUGACCCCAUAUGGCGGCGCAUUAAUCAGCGGCUUUUGGACCAAAAUGACGGUAUUCCCGAACCUGAAUUCCGACUGCCAUCAGCAAUUGCAGGUGCCGUCCUGGUUCCUAUUGGGCUUUUCAUAUUUGCUUGGACCGCAUAUGCUUGGGUUCAUUGGAUAGGACCUAUCAUUGGGUCUGCUAUAUUUGGCUCUGGCACACUUUUGGUGUUUACCGGAGUAUUUACCUUCCUAGUGGAUGCAUACCCACACUACGCUGCUUCGGCUCUUGCUGCCAACAGCUUUGCUAGGUGUACUUUUGCUGCCGCGUUUCCCCUUUUCGGAAUACAGAUGUAUAAUAAACUUGGCUACCAAUGGGGAUCCAGCUUGUUAGCAUUCCUUACGGUAGCGAUGAUGCCUUUCCCGUAUCUGUUCUUCCGAUAUGGAAAGCAAAUCCGAAAGAAGAGCAGAUUUGCUAAUUAAGAGAUGGAUAUGUAU